Messenger RNA from Otolemur garnettii (small-eared galago), 1334 nucleotides. RefSeq names its product Yip1 domain family member 6 (gene YIPF6). The coding region runs from base 48 to 758 and encodes 236 amino acids. Gene Ontology annotation, cellular component: membrane; trans-Golgi network. NCBI's taxonomy places the organism in Eukaryota, Metazoa, Chordata, Mammalia, Primates, Galagidae. Gene Ontology annotation, biological process: endoplasmic reticulum to Golgi vesicle-mediated transport. The record is from RefSeq and is a predicted model, not a curated record. The transcript is spliced from 7 exons.
GGAUCCGCAAAGGCCUGUGGGAGCGACGCGAGAGACGGAGGGCCAAGAUGGCGGAAGCGGCAGAGUCUCCAGGAAACGCGGGGACAGCAUCACCCAGGCCCCUGUUUGCAGGCCUUUCAGAUAUAUCUAUCUCACAAGAUAUCCCUGUGGAAGGAGAAAUCACCAUUCCUGUGAGAUCUCAAAUUCGGGAAUUUGACAGUUCCACAUUGAAUGAAUCUGUUCAGAAUACCAUCAUGCGUGAUCUAAAAGCUGUUGGGAAAAAAUUCAUGCAUGUUUUGUACCCAAGGAAAAGUAAUACUCUUUUAAGAGAUUGGGAUUUGUGGGGCCCUUUGAUCCUUUGUGUGACACUUGCAUUAAUGCUACAAAGAGGCUCUGCAGAUAGCGAAAAAGAUGGAGGGCCCCAGUUUGCAGAAGUGUUUGUCAUUGUCUGGUUUGGUGCAGUUACCAUCACCCUAAACUCAAAACUUCUUGGAGGAAACAUAUCAUUUUUUCAGAGCCUCUGUGUCCUGGGUUACUGUAUACUUCCCUUGACAGUGGCAAUGCUGAUUUGUCGGCUAGUACUUUUGGCUGAACCAGGACCAGUAAACUUCAUGGUUCGACUUUUUGUGGUGAUCGUGAUGUUUGCCUGGUCUAUAGUUGCCUCUACAGCUUUUCUUGCUGAUAGCCAACCUCCAAACCGUAAAGCCCUUGCUGUUUAUCCUGUUUUCCUGUUCUACUUCGUCAUCAGUUGGAUGAUUCUCACCUUUACUCCUCAGUAAAUCAGGAAAUGGGAAUUCAAAACGAGCAAACUGAAAGCUCAUCUGAAAAAUGCAAUUGAAUAUGGAACUUUGCCUCUGGCCCUCUUUUGUUUAAUUUAGAGGUAUUUGGUAUCUGGGUACAUGAGGAGAUGAAAAGGGAGCCAUAUAGCAUUGUUGCAACUGAUGUGAUGAACUAUUGUUUGAAAAGUUGUCCUUUUUAAUAUCAUUUCUUUAAAGUACAUGUGCAUACUACUCAUAUUAUAAUGCCUCCAAAGGCAUGAUGGAGUCACUAUGGUCCAUUUAGUGACAACCAAUGACUAGGGACGCACAUGGAUAUGUCCUGUAAGUUGAAUAGAGUUGGUAACUUAUUUUCAGUUUUGAGAAUACCAGUUCAGGUGCAGCUCUUAAACACAUUGCCUUAUUGCUAUUAGAAUAUGCCUCUCUUUUCAUAAGAAACAAUGGGUGGUCCAUAUCCAUUUUCUUUCAUUUCUCUCUUAAGCUUAAAAAGGCUAUGAUGGGUGAGGGAUUUCAUAGAUGUGGAAUGAAAAAAACAGCAAAUAUUCAGUUUUAGAUCAAAGGAAAUGCUACACUUGUUGC